UUGUGUUUCCCUGUCCAAGGCAGCUGAAGUCAGAGAAAAGAAAAACUAAGAGAAGGGGGCACGCGCGGACACAGCCACAGCAAAAUGCAUGCAUGUUAGAGGAGGGAUCUUCAUAGCAUGAAACUGUGGUAUAUGGAAGAGCAAAGACACUAAAGGAUCUGGCAGAGGUGGCUCAGUGUUGUUUGACUAAUCCCUUUUUCCUGCUAUUUAGCUGACACUAUAAAAAGUAAACAGUAAAAGUCCAACUGUAACAAGAUGGGAUCCGGCUCCUCAACUUACCGACCCAAGUGUAUUUAUUUGGAUAUCGAUGGAAGAAUUCAAAAGGUGAUCUUCAGUAAAUACUGCAAUUCCAGAGAUAUUGUGGACCUCUUCUGCAUUGCAACUGGGUUACCAAGGAACACAACUAUCUCACUUUUGACGGUUGAUAAUUGCAUGGUAUCCAUCGAUCCAACAAUGCCAGCAAACUCAGAGAGUACUCCAUAUAAAGUGAGACCUGUGGCCACUGGACAGUUAUCAGAGAAAGAGGAAUUGUUCCAGAGUGUACUGACACAGAUUGCUGAACAAUUCUCAAGGGUGUUUAAUAUUAAUGAACUGAAAACUGAAGUAGCAAAUCACUUGGCAAUGCUGGAGAAAAAGGUUGAACUGGAAGGACUGAAAGUAGUAGAGAUCGAGAAAUGCAAGAGUGACAUUAAAAAAAUGAGGGAGGAAAUGGCAGCAAGAAGCACCAGGACCAGCUGUCCCUGUAAGUACAGCUUCUUAGAUGAAAACAAGAAGUUGACACCCCGAAGAGAUGUACCAUCCUAUCCAAAGUACAUGCUGUCUCAGGAGACCAUAGAAGCACUUCGGAAACCAACAUUUGACGUCUGGCUGUGGGAGCCCAAUGAGAUGCUGAGUUGUUUGGAACAUAUGUACCAUGAUCUCGGAUUGGUGAAAGACUUUAAUAUCAACCCCAUCACACUGAAGAGAUGGUUGUUGUGUAUUCAUGACAAUUACAGAAACAACCCGUUCCAUAAUUUUCGGCACUGCUUCUGUGUGACUCAGAUGAUGUACAGUAUGAUCUCACUCUGCAAUCUCCAGGAGAAAUUUCCCCAAGUUGAUAUCUUAAUUCUAAUGACUGCCGCCAUAUGCCAUGAUUUGGAUCAUCCAGGAUACAACAACACCUACCAGAUUAAUGCCCGAACAGAGCUUGCUGUGCGUUACAAUGACAUCUCCCCACUGGAGAACCAUCACUGUGCUGUGGCUUUCCAGAUCAUUACCCAGCCAGAAUGCAACAUUUUCUCCAACGUCACCCAAGAACAAUUCAAACGGAUAAGACAGGGGAUAAUUACAUUAAUCCUGGCAACAGACAUGGCAAGACAUGCAGAAAUACUGGACUCUUUCAAGGAAAAAAUGGAUAAUUUUGAUUACUCAAAUGAGGAACAUGUGACCUGUUUGAAGAUGGUACUGAUAAAAUGUUGUGAUACCUCAAAUGAAGUCCGCCCGAUGGAAGUGGCGGAACCAUGGGUAGACUGCUUAUUAGAGGAAUAUUUUAUGCAGAGUGAUCGAGAAAAGUCUGAGGGACUUCCAGUGGCACCUUUCAUGGACCGAGAUAAAGUGACCAAACCAACAGCACAGAUCGGGUUCCUUAAGUUUGUCCUGAUCCCAAUGUUUGAAACAGUGACAAAGCUUUUUCCAGAAGUUGACGAAGUAAUGCUCCAACCUCUUUGGGAAUCCAGGGACCGCUACGAGGAAUUAAAACAACUAGAUGAUGCUAUGAAAGAGUUGCAAAAGAAGAAAAGCACAAGUUUGACAACUGACAGCACACAGAAGUGAAAAGAAAAACACUCCGAGCUACACAAAAGUCACAAGAACAGAACUGAUGAGACCUUAAAGGUCUGUUGUGUUUGUUCAUGGAGUGGAUUGAUGCAGCUAAGUAUCAUGGGAUCCUUCAGCCCGGAGGAAAGAUGGUAGAAAGCCGCCGAGACCAUGGCAAGAACAUAUUUUGUAAGAACUGUUGCUAUCCUCAUGGAUGUAAAAAAAGGAAACUUUGAUGUAUAGGUUUUUUUUAUUUUUCAACUGCUCUUCUAAAUAAUAUAUUCUUAUACAAACCUAGGUGCUGUAAUUAUUUCCUUUCAUGGAUGUGUAUAUAAAGAACUGCUCCUAUUCCCAAAGAAAAAUGUUUUCAUAUAUGUACAUGGAGGAAGGGGUUGGGUGUUGGACUUUUUAGAGGAGACAUUUUAUAAACAUUUGUGUGUGGUAUAGUGUGUGUCAUAACAGUAAGAACAGAAAAAUGCUUUAUUAUUCAUGUAUGGUUAUGUAAAUAUUAGGAGCUAAAUCCUGCCCUGGUGUAUACCCACAGGACACUAACCCUCACAUGGUUACUAAAGGAAAGGGAGAAAAAGUUUAACUCUGGUGGUCUAGUAGUGUUGAUAUGCACUGACAUGUGGGAGAGGCAGGUUUAUUUACAAGGCCUACUCCCUCCCGCCCCUGCUACCGUACUGAGGACCAGAUUGUGACUGAUCCCUG
Molecule: messenger RNA, 2505 nt
Organism: Chelonoidis abingdonii (Abingdon island giant tortoise)
Lineage: Eukaryota; Metazoa; Chordata; Testudines; Testudinidae
Gene: PDE9A
Product: phosphodiesterase 9A
Biological process (GO): signal transduction
Molecular function (GO): 3',5'-cyclic-nucleotide phosphodiesterase activity
Source: RefSeq, a predicted model, not a curated record